AUGAACUUCCAGUUAGGCAAACUCUUUCGAACAAAGGCGUCUUAUCAGCACGACUACUCCUCUUUCAAAGUAACAAAUACAAAAACAAAGCCUUGGAAAGAGGCCAAAUACAUCGAAAGGAAAAAAGAAAAUCAGAACAUUGAAACAUGUGAAGCGAUGGUAUUGCUCGGUCUUGUCAAUUUAAGGUCAUCGUUGACCUUUGAGAAACCUCAUAAACAGAACACCGACUCUUCCAACUUACCUCGAAUCACCAAAAUGAUAGUUGACGAGAACGAUGAAAUGGAUUUGUCUACUUUACUUGAAGUGCAAUGUCGCCAAAAAUUACAGCAUGAGCUUGACAUGGGCAUAUCACAUUCCACUGCUCUUAGAAGAUUUGAAAGAAACAAAAAAGUCUUUUUCAUCAACUUUUUAGUCGACUUGGCAACAUUGAUGGACUUCGAAUUGGUCUCAAUAGUCUCACGAAAGAGUGGAAAGACCAUUCAAAUAGACAGGGUUGUGACUAUCAACAAGCCUGGUAUUUGUUCGUUUGGUAAGCACGAAAUCCUUGAGAAAGGUGAACUUCUCAGACAAUACUUUGUAUCCCUUGGCAUGAACAAAAAGAAUUUCGUGCUGAAUCAGAGUGAUGAUGUUGUUCUUCAAAUAUUGACUGGAUGUUCUCAGUGA
Molecule: messenger RNA, 663 nt
Organism: Entamoeba invadens IP1
Lineage: Eukaryota; Evosea; Mastigamoebida; Endamoebidae
Exons: 1
Coding region: 1-663 (220 amino acids)
Source: RefSeq, a predicted model, not a curated record